CUAUAUAUUUUGAUUUAAGAAAGAUGAGUCAGCAGUGAAAGAGCUAGCAACGAAAUAUUUUGUUAGUACUGUUGAUAGCAGAAAGAGAACAUCAGUACUGUCUGAGGAACAGAUGAAGAUGAUUUUGCAGAUGGCUGAUAUGGAAAAGGUUUCUAAAGAAUUAAAGAAGAUCGAGAAAAUAGAGACAGCAUCUAACACUACUGUUAACAUAACUGAUUUAGAUUUUGGACCAGCAGAUGCGGGUGUAAAACCAACUGUUAGUAAAGAUUCUCCUACUGUAAGCAAGAAAUUCAAGGAAGAAGAAAACAGAGAGCAACCAUUACAGAAUACAGAAAAAAUCACAAAAGAUCGACAGAAAGAAUUAGAUGAACAAAUCAAGGAUAUAAAAGAUUUAGAAACAGAGAUUGAAGAGAAAAAAAGUAAACCCCCAGAUACAAAGUGGAUUAGGCUAUAG
Messenger RNA from Mercenaria mercenaria, 454 nucleotides. RefSeq lists its product as uncharacterized. Lineage: Eukaryota; Metazoa; Mollusca; Bivalvia; Venerida; Veneridae. Bases 113 to 454 code for a protein of 113 amino acids. The record is from RefSeq and is a predicted model, not a curated record. The transcript has 5 exons.